Molecule: messenger RNA, 236 nt
Organism: Strongylus vulgaris
Lineage: Eukaryota; Metazoa; Nematoda; Chromadorea; Rhabditida; Strongylidae
Source: the annotation of a GenBank genome assembly
AUGUUUCCUACAGUAAAAGUGUCCAUAUCAAAUAUCGACGCCGACGGGCUCUACUACGUAUUCCUUGACGUCAUUCCAGUUGACAAUAAAAGAUAUCGUUAUAUUUAUAACAAAUCAGCAUGGCUAACUGCUGGAAAAGCUGAACCAGCGCCAAAGAAUCGAUUGUAUUUGCAUCCAGAUUCGCCAUAUACGGGAGAACAGGUAAUUUUUCUAAAUGAAAAGAGCAAAUUUUAGAA